Molecule: messenger RNA, 1040 nt
Organism: Zea mays
Lineage: Eukaryota; Viridiplantae; Streptophyta; Magnoliopsida; Poales; Poaceae
Exons: 3
Coding region: 180-908 (242 amino acids)
Source: RefSeq, marked validated
CACACGCUUGCUCAUACUCCGAGUGCGGCGCUCUCAGCCUGAAGCUCCCAGGCCAGGCCGAGCUCGGCGCCUCCUCGCACGGGACCGUUGCCCAGGCCGCCGCCGCCACGCCGCCCUCGAGGAACCUCGCCGCCGUCCUGACCGCCGGCGCCGGCGCCGGGUUGGCUCGGAGGGAGCGCAUGAGGGCGGCGUGCGCGUGCAGCGGCAGGCCGCCCACGACCACCCGCUGCGCGUGGUACGAGGAUCGCUUGGCGGCGCUGCGCUCCCGCUUGUGCGCGUUCUGGUGCCCGCCCAGCGCCUGCGAGCUGAAGAACUUGCGCAGGCAGAAGUUGCAGGAGAACACCUUGUGCGGGGGCGGCUUGGCGGCGGACCCGGACCCGGACCCGGACUCGGAGUCCGCGGAGCAGCUCGCGGCGUCCGGGGACGGAGACGGCGACGGCGAUUCGCUCGCGCCCAGCGUCAGGUUCAGCCACGCCGCGCCGUCGCCGUGCUGCUCCCUGGUUGCAGGCUUGCAGCCCCUGGAUGGCUGGAUGGUGCAUCAGAAGCAGCUUGCAGUUUGUUGCUUUAUAAAGGAGGACGAGGUGGUCUUUCUUUCUUUCUUUCAUGGCGAGAUGGGACGGGAGCCGAGUUCUUGCUCGCCUUUGCUUGUGCAAGCCGUGACGGCGAUGACGUCGGAACCCGAAUGUGCUGCUUUGGGGCUGGUGGGAUGGAUAGGGAUACCGAGUCAACUUGAUCAAGAUAGAAAAGGAGAGACGCCUAGGGGUUCCUCCUCCUUCCAGGCUCCCACGUAUACUUUACAAUAUCUGCAGACAUGUGUCAUUUUCGGUCAGAUAUGCAGAUCUAGGUGCAUAUUUUCAAGCACAAAUUCAGUUGAACACAUAUUGACACUCAAAAGUGUUGUUGCCUAGAACUUUAGCUUGCACUGUUGGUAAAGUAACGAGGAGGAGUAUGUUGGGGCCUUCGUCUUUCGAAGGUGCUCAAAAACACACUUAAUUAUUGGUUGUCAGCAUGUUCACAAGUGUUGUAGGAACUUCGGUAUU